AAAAUGUGCAGCGAUUCCAAUCUGUCCAAGCUUCACCGUCUGAUCAACGAUGCUCUCCGGCAGUUCACAGAAGCGGAUGACGUUUCAGUGACGAAAGAGAGAGAAAUUCUGGUGACACUCUCUCAGGUUCUUCGGAAAGUGAAGCUCCGGAUUGAAGAAGUUGAUUUCGACACUGAUAAUGGAGUGGUGGUUGGAUUGGAUUGUGAGAAUGACUGUGUGUCUCUCAGUAAAAUCUUAACUCACUUGAUUGUUUUGCUAACUGUGGAGAGCAGAUAUGUGAAGCAUCUGGCCUGCAAUGUUCUAGCUGUUGUAUCCGAAUUCGUGGCUACUUCUGGAAGCCACUGGGAGGACUUUAUUCGUUUGUUGUGUGAUUGUUUGGAUUUAGCAAUCACAGCGGCGAUUUCGUGCUCUAGGACAAAUUUGGCAACUGGAGCUAGUGAUGUUAGUUCUAGUACGUCGAGUUUGAUUCUUGUGGUGAAAGUUAAGCUGAAAAAUGGUGACUGGUCUGUAGCAGCUGGUGUUGUUAGGGUGCUACGUGAUAUACUGAAGUAUUUGAAGUCUGAGGAUGAUGAGGAACUUGUGGAAGUGUUUGUUGAGUGUGUUAAUUCUUUUCUUUCAACUGUGCCUUGGGAUUUAUUGAAUGAGAUUCAUGUCAGUCUGAAUGGUGAUGCGCUGAAAAGCUCCAGGGCAGAUGUUUUAUUCCAAAGAACCUUGUUUCUAGGAAACUUGAUUCAGUUUCUCUGUUCUUUGGUUGAGCAAGGUGGUGUUAUCGAUGCUGCAGGUGGAUCUCUAGACAAGCAUCAUCCAGUUUUCUCAACAAUCAUCAACCUUGUGCCUAAGCUUUUAUGUUUGUGCGUUGGGGAGCAAGUGGAUGGUGUCGUCUCUAACAACCGCAUCUCUCAGUACUUCAAACAUAAGUUAUUGGUGCUAUUGAUCAGGCUUAUUGUCCAAGCUUGUCCAGAAUCAACAAUUCUUGUUUUAUGGUUGCAAUUUAUCCAUUGUUACUUCGAAGAGCUCCUGCGGCAACCAAUGUCUACCCUGGAGUGUAAUCAGGAAGAUUGUUUGGAAGGCUCUCCGUUUCUUUCCAGUGUUUCUGAUUCAGAAGUAAAUUGUCUGUCUUCUCCCCAUCUGCAAAGGCAGGCUGUAUUUCUUUUUCUGAGGUGUUCUUUUAGUUUGAUUAACUCAAAAGGAAGCACUAACAGAAAAUGUGCUUGUGCAAGUUGGAACUUAUGCUUGGACUAUGACUCAAAUGCAGAGUUGCAGUGUUGUGAAAGAAAGAAAGGACUGUUGGAGCUAUAUAACUGGCUUCAAGGACAUCUUCUGACAGAUAUGUUAGUGGACCAUGAAACAUACAUUGAAAAAUGUACAGACUUUGCCAAAUCCUUCCUCCAACUAUACAUCAAAGAGGAUGAUGUAUUGUUCAAAGUGCUCUUGCAAUUGCUUUCUGUACCUUUUUCUGCUGAGAAACAGUUUGAAAAGGAAAAAGGAUCUUUUCAGGAUUCAAAGGGCAAUGUGCUUUUCGUUGUCUCAGAUCUCUUCAAUCCUGUACUCUUAUUCCAUCUAUUUCUUCUAGAGUUAAGCUAUGACCAUCAGGUGCUACUUGAUUACCUUAUUUCAAAAGAUACUGGAAUCAUUUGUGCAGAAUAUCUUCUAAGGUGCUUGCGUAAAGUGUGUGAUUCAUGGAGCUUAUUUGUAAAAUUUCCACUGAGUGAACAAGCUAUAAAUCAGUCAUCUUGCAAGAAAAGAAAAGUUUCAUUGAAUGGAUCGAGUUUCUGUGAUGGAGAUUUGUGUGCACCAGUGGAAGACUCUGGAGGUUCAUUCCUUAAAGAUGAAUGUGAUGAUGAAAACAAAUAUGAUUGCAAGCACAGACGAGAGAAUUUCCAAGAAGCCAAAGAGUGCUUACUUUCUUUGAAAACUUCGAUAGAAAGUCUCCACCAAAAGAAUCUCUUUCCCUACAAUCCUAAUGCUCUUCUGAACCGCUUAAUGAGAUUUCAGGAACUCUGUUUUGAGGAAGAAAAAUAGACUCAUACAAGACUGUGGGGACUUUGGAUUACCUCCCUGCAUAAAGUUUUGCAGAUCUCAUUUAUUCCUUUGAAGUGGAAGUCAUAAGAGGAGGUCCUGCCAACCAGUGAGGCCUAGUCUAAAGGUUAUAUGUGAAGAGUUACAUAACUGCGAAUCAGAAGGACAAUGCUGGUAAGAUAACUCAAUAUUAUCACGACUCUACGGCGACAUAUAGUAAUUGCAUUUAUUGAAUGAAUGUGGAUCAGUGACCAUGGAAAAUUCUG
Messenger RNA from Fragaria vesca subsp. vesca, 2285 nucleotides. RefSeq lists its product as uncharacterized. Lineage: Eukaryota; Viridiplantae; Streptophyta; Magnoliopsida; Rosales; Rosaceae. The record is from RefSeq and is a predicted model, not a curated record. The transcript has 11 exons. The coding region runs from base 4 to 2022 and encodes 672 amino acids.